AUAAUUCAUAAUAUCAGUGGUCAUUUAGUAUUUGAGAGGUAGCUACCGGUAUUAGACGUUAAAAAUCUGAGUACUCAAAAAAGUGAAGUGAAGUCAACAUAAAAGGGCGCUUAAUGUAUUAAUAAAUAAAAUGGAUUCAAAUACAAAUAUAAGAAGGCGGGUUUUGCCCUCCCCCGAUCCAAGAGCAGCUGAUCCUCUUUUACAACGCAGCCAGUCAAGCGAUGAGCAGAGCAAGGGCUUUCAACGUUUCUUUGUGAGACGCAACAAACUUCAUUGGUAUUGGGCUCCAGUUUUCCUUUCAUUUUGGGUGCUCUUGUAUUAUACAAUUGCCAUACCAGCCUUCCAUCGUCUACCCAAACCCCUCAACAUUAAAGAUGAAGCUAAAUAUCCCGAUUCGUUUAUAGCCGAACGUGCUGAGAUUAAUCUACAAAAGCUGGUUGAUUUGGGUCCACGUGUUGUGGGCAGCAGUGCCAAUGAACAGGGUGCCAUUAAAUACUUUAUGAGUUAUGUACAAAAGCUAAAAUCGGAAGCUAAAGACCUGUAUGACAUUGAAGCUGACGUUCAAAUUGCCUCCGGCAGUUAUUGCCACUGGCAAAUGGUGAAUAUGUAUCAAAGUAUUCAGAACUUUUUGAUAAAAAUUAGUCCCAAGGGUUAUAAUGGCACUUCGUAUUUGCUGGUAAACAGUCAUUAUGAUACCGUGCCCUUUGGUCCCGGAGCUGGCGAUGAUGGUGCUAUGGUGGCUAUUAUGUUGGAAACUAUUAGGGUAGUAUCACAAUCGAAUACACCUUUAAAGAAUCCGGUGGUGUUUUUAUUCAAUGGUGCCGAAGAAAAUCCUUUGCAGGCCUCUCAUGCCUUUAUAACUCAACAUAAAUGGGCGAAGAAUUGCAAGGCUUUAAUCAAUUUGGAUUCGGCUGGUAAUGGUGGUCGUGAAAUUUUGUUCCAGUCUGGACCUAAUCAUCCCUGGCUUAUGAGACAUUACCGACGAGCCGUGGUUCAUCCCUAUGCCUCUACCGUGGCCGAGGAAAUGUUCCAACGUCAUUUCAUUCCCUCUGAUACCGAUUUUCGUAUUUUCCGUGAUCACGGCAAAGUUCCUGGCCUCGAUAUGGCCCAUCAGUACAAUGGUUAUGUCUAUCAUACGCGUUUUGAUCGUCCUGAAAUUUUACCCCGGGGUACUCUACAAAAUACCGGUGACAAUGUUUUAGCUUUGGUGCGUGAAUUGGCCAAUGCACCGGAAUUGGAAGAUAGCCAGAAAUACUCUGAAGGUCAUACAAUCUUCUUCGAUGUAAUGGGUUCUUUCCUGGUUUUUUAUUCGGAAACUGAGGGCAUUAUACUCAAUGUUUUUGUGUCUUUGGCUGCCUUGGCCGCUUGUGGUUAUUCCUUCCAAAUGAUGGCCAAUAAUGCCGGUGUAAAAUUGGUGUACGUUUUGAAACGUUCCAUGUAUACAUUUUUGGUGCAAAUUAUUGCUGUUUUGGCUGCUGCUACUUUGUGUUUCUUUGUGGGCAUCUUUAUGGACUUGAUACAUUUGCCCAUGUCUUGGUUUUCAAAUUCCUGGUUAAUUUUGGGUCUUUACUUCUGCCCCUUGUUCUUUGGCUUUGCCAUAGUACCUGCUAUUUAUUUCCAUUUUACAGAAGAUGAUCGUUUUCCAAUUGGCCAUCGUGUACAGCUUUUGUUGCAUUGCCACUGCACGUUCUUGGCCAUGUUGACUUUGGUUAUGACCAUCUGUAAUAUACGUUCGGCCUUUAUGUUUAUGAUUACUUUAUUGUUCUAUACCUUGGGUUUGAUUAUUAAUUUGGCUACAAAAUUGCACAAUAAGCCCAUCCCUUGGUUAAUACCACACAUGAUUUGUGGCAUUCCACCAUUCCUGUUCUAUGCCUACGUAUCUCAUGGUUUCUUUGUUACCUUCAUACCCAUGACUGGACGUUUUGGUGCUGGCGUUAAUCCAGAUUUGAUUAUUUGUGCUUUCACAGUUGGUGUGGGCAUCCUAACCGGGGGUUUCAUGAUCCCAGCUCUUAACUUGUUCCAUAGAUCAAAGACCAUUAUCUGUUCUUUGUUGGCUGUAACCUUGGUUUGUUUGAUCUUGGCUGCUACCCCCUUGGGUUUCCCCUAUAGACCCGAAACUAAUGUGCAAAGAUUUUCGAUUAUACAUGCUCGCCGCACUUUCCGUGAUAUGAACAAUGAUGUGCGUCGUGUGGAAACCGGCUAUUUCAUGUUGCCUCAGGACAGACGUAUUUAUUCCGUUAAAAAUCAUGUUACCAAUAUGUCAUUGGCUCAGUCUAUUGUCGAUGACUGUGAUAAUGAAAUGUACUGUGGUUUGCCCUUGUAUAAUCAUAGAUGGGUUAAGGCUAGAACCUCCAGUGUCUGGAUACCUGCACCCAGUCCUACAUUCGAUUUAUUACCCUCGGUAAAAGUUGUGGCCAAGAAUCAAAUAAGUAAAACAAAAUUACGCUAUGAUAUGGAAUUAACUGGACCAGAUCAUAUGGGCAUUUUCUUAAGACCUUUGGACGAGGGUAAAAUUACAAAUUGGUCCUUCCACUGGACUCCAUUGCGCAUGGACUGGAAGCCUCCAUUCUUUAUCUAUUUCUCAUAUGGUAUAAAUGGUGAUCCCUUAAAAUUCUGGCUAGAGAUUGAGAGAAAAUCUGGAGACUGGAGCACUCCCGCAUUUGAAAUCGGCCUUACUGGUCAUUGGAAUCAUGAUGCAAGUAAACAAACACCAGAUUUCAAAAAAUUCUUGGCCAGUUUCCCCAAUUAUGUAGAAGCUACUGCUUGGCCAUCUUCCUAUGAUACCUAUUAUUAUUAGUUAUAUGCAAUAGGCUUAUACUUAAUAAUCCUUAAGAUCUAAUUGUUUUUAUUUGAAAAUUAAAUAAAUGUUUUGUAUAUGCACAAUGUGCCUUAAAUAAUAGUA
This is a messenger RNA of Calliphora vicina (urban bluebottle blowfly), 2902 nucleotides long. Its product is annotated as endoplasmic reticulum metallopeptidase 1. The coding region runs from base 131 to 2797 and encodes 888 amino acids. Gene Ontology annotation, biological process: proteolysis. Gene Ontology annotation, molecular function: metalloexopeptidase activity. The record is from RefSeq and is a predicted model, not a curated record. The transcript is spliced from 10 exons. Lineage: Eukaryota; Metazoa; Arthropoda; Insecta; Diptera; Calliphoridae.